Messenger RNA from Limulus polyphemus (Atlantic horseshoe crab), 2021 nucleotides. Its product is annotated as cadherin-89D-like. The record is from RefSeq and is a predicted model, not a curated record. The transcript has 8 exons. The coding region runs from base 46 to 1017 and encodes 323 amino acids. NCBI's taxonomy places the organism in Eukaryota, Metazoa, Arthropoda, Merostomata, Xiphosura, Limulidae.
UCACCAAAGUUUCACAUCGACCCACUUACAGGAGUCAUCCGGUCGAUGAUGACGUUCUCACUUGACAAUGGAAGGGCAUUUGAGUUUGAUGUAAAGGCUACAGAUAGAGAGGGCAGUGAAACGGGUCAUUCGGCCUUGACCAAUGUCAUCAUAUAUGUUUUACCUGAAACCAAGCUGAUCAUGAUUGUCAGUCACAUGCGCCCUCUGGUGAUGGAACAGAAUAUAGACGAGGUGCUAGGUUACCUAUCAAACACCACUGGCUACAAAAUACAAAUGGCGAAGCUUCAAUCCCAUCAUGAGGGAGAAGAAGAAGAAGAUCCAGAAUCAACGGAUCUUUUUCUUUACGGAAUUGAAAGAGAAACGAACAAAAUAGUAAACACGGAGUCACUGUUAAAGCUUUUUAUCAAGAAGUCGGACGCUAUCAGCGAAGACUUGGCACAAUUCCGCAUUCGGAAGAUACAGGGAGUAUCUGUUCAAGAAAAAAUCAGCCACAUGGGAACCACCGAAAUCGCCAUCAUUGCACUGAGCAGUGUCAUUUUCCUAGGUGGCGUCUUGGGGAUUGCUUUGCUCUGUUCUACCUGCAAGAAGCGGAAAACGAAACAACAACAGGAAAAAUGGGAACAACAAAGAGUGUACAGUGUUCGGAACCCUUUAAUAGAUAGAACUGUGGGUCCGCCCUACGAGCGAAGAGUUGCUAACGGCAUCGUAGUUCUCCAUCCGCCUUCUUAUAGCAAUGCCACUUCCAACACGGAAUUUAUUUACAGUCGUGUAGACCAAAAUUCCAUCCUGAAGGGCAAUAAAAGUUCACGACAACAUGUACCACCAGAUGGCGCUUCAUCUCCCACUCGAUCUAAAAGCCCCAAAUCUGAUGGAUUUAUCAAGAAAAACUGCCAAUGGGAAGACCAGAAAGAUGAAAUCGACUCUUUCGGAACGAGAUUUUCUCGUGCCUCUAGGUUCGACAGCUGGUCCUCCAGGCACACCAAGCGGUCCAGACCCAACUCAAGCACAGAAAUAUAACUUUUCUCAAUGCCACCGAAGAACAACCAAAUUAAAAAUAUCCAAUGUAUAUUACUGGCAUUAUACCUUAUUAGCUUAUGUGUCUGGGUGUUCUUUUGUUAGAAGUACUUGACAAUCUCAUAUAUGAUGAAGUACUUAAAUUUUUUUUAUCAUACGCUGGAAGUUCAAUCUUUACAUCACGUACAGAAACUUAUCACAAGUUGUUAUACAUUUUUCAAUGUAAUAAUCUUACAAGUUAGCUUUUUUUUUACUAAAAAAAAAUCUUUGAUUUAAUGCUUAUUUAAGGGAACGCCAGUUAUUUGUCUGUUUACGAUUUGUUUAAAUCACUUUGUAUGGUUGAACACUAGAUGGCGCUUUUGAAAGGGUCAGUAUGUAUACUUUGUACUAAUAAAUGAGAGAAAAAAAUUCAAUCGACAGUGAAUGCUCGUAAUAGUCGGUAACGGGUAGUUUUUGUUUUUUAAAUAAAACUAACAAGUGUCACUUUAGAAGCCGAAAAUGUGCAAAUAAUUACGAUAAAGAUAUAUUUCACACUGUGUAGGUACGACAGACUUUAAGGUUGUUAAGCUUUCAUUUUGCAUCAUGUUUUUGUAAAUAUAUAUAUAUCAAUUUAAGGCAGUUGUUUGGCACUAACUUAUUUCUAUAACAGACUUUACGUUAUAAAGCUUAAGUAAGGCUACGUUGGCGUUACGAAAAUAUAUAUUUAUUUCAGUAAAGUUCAGUGUUAUUCAUCUGUAUUCAUGAAAACAAGGGUCUAUUUCAGUUAGUGCUUGAGAUGAUACAAAAAAAAAUAACACGAGGUAAAUGCGAUUUAACCCGUGUUUAACACACGGCAAAUGUAAAAAUAUGUGAUUAAUAUUCAAAUACUGUCAAAUGAUCCUCAUUCAGACUUGUAAACACAUUUCGUUUCUCACCGAUUAGAUAGUUUGUAACUGUUACUAGCUAAUAGAUGUUAAACAGGUAACUGAUAUCUUAUUAUAUAUGUGUGUGUGUGUGUACAUAUGUGA